Cucumis melo (muskmelon) is the source of this 1678-nucleotide messenger RNA. RefSeq names its product serine/arginine-rich splicing factor SR45a-like. The transcript is spliced from 6 exons. Gene Ontology annotation, biological process: positive regulation of mRNA splicing, via spliceosome. Bases 166 to 1275 code for a protein of 369 amino acids. NCBI's taxonomy places the organism in Eukaryota, Viridiplantae, Streptophyta, Magnoliopsida, Cucurbitales, Cucurbitaceae. Gene Ontology annotation, molecular function: RNA binding. Gene Ontology annotation, cellular component: spliceosomal complex. The record is from RefSeq and is a predicted model, not a curated record.
GAAACUUCUCUCGUCUUGAGGAUAUAUAUAUUGGUUUUGGCUUUCGUACGAAAAAUCUCAUCUAACGCGUCUGUCAUUGUAGGCAUCCGUGAUUGAGUGAAAAUCGAUAAGAACGCUCCGCUUACUUUAGCUCUGAUUUGGGUUUUGCCUUCGCUGAUCUGUACGAUGUCAUACUCCCGAAGGUCUAGGUACUCCCGCUCCCCAUCAUUCAAACGAUCUGUCUCAAGGUCUCUGUCGAGGUCAAGAAGCCGUUCAAGGAGCCCAUCAAGUGAUGUUGAAAAUCCCGGGAACAAUUUGUAUGUCACUGGGUUGUCACCUAGAAUAACUAGAAGAGAACUCGAGAAGCAUUUUUCUGCUGAGGGGACAGUUCUAGAUGUUCAUCUUGUGGCCGAUCCAUUGACUAGAGAAUCUCGUGGAUUUGGAUUCAUUACCAUGUCUAGCAAUGAUGAGGCAGAAAAUUGCAUCAAAUAUCUGAAUCGAUCUGUACUUGAAGGUCGUAUAAUUACUGUGGAAAAGGCUCGAAGGCGGAGAGGCAGAACUCCAACACCUGGUAGAUAUCUUGGACUUAGAACAGUUCAUGUGAGGCGUAGGUCGCGAAGCUACUCAUCUCGCCGUUCUCCCAGCUACUCUCCAUAUAGGAGAAGCUCUAGCCGCUCUACUCAUUAUUCAUCUGACCGUAGCAGGAGUAGAUCCCGUUCCAUCAACGGACAUCGUAGAUCAUAUGGUUCCCCUUACCAUCGUAGAUCAUACUCUUAUAGCCGGCGAAGAUAUGAUUCUCCAUACUAUAGGCGACGAUAUGAUUCUCCAGACUACUAUAGGCAUCAUAGGUCAUAUUCUCGAUCCAGCUCACCGUAUAGGAGGUGGAGCCGCGACAGGUCAUACUCACCUUAUGAUUACUAUUCCCCUGAUCCUUACUACAGAAGGCACAGGUACAGGUCAGUUUCUCGGAGCCUUUCACCAAAGUCAAGGAACGGCAGGCAUUACUCCCGAAGUUACUCUCCUGAGCCUAGGAGAAGAACGUUGAGAAACUACUCUCAUAGCCCCUCCCGGGAAUCGAGGAGAAGUUAUUCACGUAGUAUUUCCCCUGAACGAAGCAGGAGAUCAGGAAGUAGUGUCUAUUCAUCCAGUAUUUCUCCUGAACGAGGCAGAAGCUUAAGGAGUCGCUCUUGCAGCCAUACCCCAAGACGACACGAGAGCACACGUAAGAGAGGAUAUUCUAGUAGGAGUCGAUCAAGAAGUCAAAGUGUAACUUCAAGAUCUGUUAGUCCGGCUUGAUUUACUGAACUGCUUCCCCUCUGCUACAUUCUCAUGGUGAUGUACGUUUGGAGCUUUUAAUGCGAAUCAAUCAGCUGCAGAUGUAAACAACUAUUCCCCUUGUCUUAGAUGCCUUCACGUUUGAGACGAAAUGGUGGGUUGUGGAAUAAUCUAUUUCUGGUUUCAUGGCUUACGAGGGGAAACGAAGAAAUGUCAACAGGGAAUGUUAUACGCUUUCAACUGAUGUUUGCUUUUAAUUCUGUUGGGUUAGUUUGUUAAUGAGGGGUGUGAAUGUUUUGGUUCAAUUUGUCAUUUUGAUUUCCAACUCGAUUUGGGUUGGAUGUUGUGCCUUAUCUCUUAUAUGAACAUGAAAAGAUAACGUACAUUUGUGGUUUGCCUCAAUUGGAAUUGUGUUUUCCUUUAA